Durusdinium trenchii is the source of this 3198-nucleotide messenger RNA. The record is from the annotation of a GenBank genome assembly. NCBI's taxonomy places the organism in Eukaryota, Dinophyceae, Suessiales, Symbiodiniaceae.
AUGGCUGACUUGGAGUUACAUCCACUACUCACUGUGGAGGGUGCAGUCACUGAAGAGGAUGCCAGGCUUGACGGCUCGCAGUACCACACCUUCAUUUCAAGGUUCAAGGAGCACGAGGGUGAAGCAGCAUUGCAGAUUCAGAAGCAUCCAGAUGAGGCACGUCCAGGCGUCCGGGCAGGAGAAGAAGUUCCAAGUGGCCUGAGGGUGUGGAACGAUGCAAGCACCCGCAGAAGUGCCAUGAAGAAUGGAGCUGGAUGGAUUUGUGAAGUGAAGAUAGGAGCGAAGACCAGGAGCAGAUGGUUCAAUGUGCGGACCUGGGGAAGUUGGCGCCUAGCAUUUGUGCUGGCAAAAUUGCAGCGGAUGGUUUGGGAAAAAGAAGAGUGCCAACCUCCAGUGCAAGGCGAGCGGCCGAAGCCAGUUGCAGUUCGGCCCAGACCUGAAGAUGUCCAGCCCAAACCUGCCCAGCGCAGGAGGCUUACAGCUGCUGGUGACAUUGCAGCAGCACCCGCUGAGGCGCGCCCCGCGGUGGUCCCUUCGGCACCAGCACCUGUGCCCGCACGCACACCGGAGGUGAAUGCCGCCAGCAGCAUGAAACGACCCAGGGAUGAGGCGACCGCAGAGGAGCCGCUGGAGCCAGCCCGUCAGCGUUUCGCCGAAGCUGAACGACCGCAGACCAAAGCUCUGAAGAGAGCUACAACCCCGGGUGGUGGCAGCGGGGCUGCGGCUGCGAGCUCUCGCCCACGCUGGCGGCAGUGCUUGGAUCGUUCGGGUGGCAUUGCCAAAGGCCAGGUGAGAAAGUUCAUCGAUUGCAUGGAUUCAGCCCUGGACCUAGAGACAAAGAAUGGCAUGAUCGAAGCCCUUCGCCUCACUGAGCCCAGUCCGAGUCGGCUCCUUCGCUUCGUGAACCAGGGCGGCAUCACGAAGCUUGUCUUUUGGCUUGAGCGUGCUUUGGCGGAGCAUGGCGCGGCGGUGCACCAUUUCAUUGCGAACACGUUGAAAUCAAUGCAGGUUGUGUUAGUGCCCGGGCGGAUUGACAAGCAGAAGAUCGGAGAAAACGCUGUGAAGCACCUCUUGGUUAUCUUCAGGCAGGCGAAGCAGAGAAUUCAGGCCCCGAGCCGACUUCAAAUGCGAGCAGUGAAAGCCACGGCGACAAAGGCUGCUCCAGCAAAGACUGUGACGAAGGCAGUUUUGCCAGUACCUUUCGCCCCACCUGACGCGCAGGCAUCACCUCAGCCAAAGACACCACCCCUAAUGACACCAGAAUCACCAGCAGAAUCACCAGCAGAACCACCAGCAGAACCACCACCAGAGAGCGCACCAUCCUCCAAGACAGCACCAGCAAGAGCACUGCCUCAGUUGAAGACAACCCCAUCACUGCUCUCCGGUCCCAUACUGAUUCCCUCGCUGGCUCCACGACCCAAAGUGCGGUCCAAACCGGAGCUCAGAGCAAAGCCAUCCGCCAAGCCCUCUGAGAUCGUAGAUUUGUCGGAAGCCACAACCAAAGGCACGCCUGGUAAGCCCCAACACGGUCAGAGUGCACCCAAAUCCACAGAGCUGAUAGCCGACGAGGAGGAGGUUCCAGUUUUCUGUGCACCCCUUGAUGGCCGACCAGAACCAGCCACCCCGAAGGCUGUUGGUGUUGGGGUUGAGACGGAAGAUGUGGAUCAAAAGAUGGAGAGCAAGCCCGAACAUGCAGCCACAGAAGAACCAGAAUAUACAGCGAUGUUAGUUGAGAACCAAGUCUUCACAGAAGAUGUUCCCCGGCCUUCGGUUCGUUUGGCCAAAGGUGUUCAUAUCCCUCCCCCGAAACUCACACCAGCAAAAAGCCGGGGAAUCUUCAGACCAUUGACAUGGCCAAAGGCGGGGCCGUCGAAGCCAAAGCCUUUACCCUUCCCACUGGGAAUCCGAGCAGGGCGCCCUGCUCAGCCCGCGCCCUUCAUACUGGCUGCGGGGAAACCAAGGCCGUUGCCCUUUCCCAUUAUACCCAAAUUGCUGCCUGUUACCGUCCCUCCGGAGAAGGCAAAGCCCAGCGUGUCUGCAUACCCAAGCGGGCGAGUGGCAAGCCCAAGCAUCAGGAUGGAUGAGCCGAGCGAGUUCGAGGUGAAGGACCAACCUACUAGCGAUGGCCACCAACCUAGCAAGGAAGACGAGGUCAAGGAGGAUGAGCUCAAGGAGGAUGAUGCGAAAGACGAGUCUGCACCUGAGAUGUGUACUGCAGAGCCCUUCAUGGAAGCAGAGGAGUUCCCCAUCAAAGCACAGUUGGACCCACCCACAGCGGAGGAGUCGUUGCGAGCAGUGACCCCGAAGGUAGCAGCUGCCCGGCCAAAACAUGCACACCUAAAGGUGCCGCUACCAGAAGCUGCAGCUGCGGCGGUCAAAGAGCCAACCCAGGUUGAGAGGCAUUUGGAAGCUCACGACGAUGGGUCUCAAGAGGAAAUGGCUCAACAAGAAGCCUGGUGGUGGUGGCAGCAACAGCAAGAUUUGGCAGAAGCUGCAGGUCAUGAGAAGGGACAGUGGAGUGAGUGGAGCCAAGAAACCCGGGAGGAAGAUGAAAUCGAAUUCACAGAUCCCCACCUGGACCUCCCCACACCCCACUCUUCAGAGUUGGAUGAGUUGGAAGCUCAGAUUUCGGUCGAAGCUGAGCGAGUCCAAAAGCUGGAGCAGAACCUCAUGAUACCAAGCCCAGCCGAUGGUGCUGACAGUGACACUGAAGAGGAAAGCCCCAACGAAGCGCAGGGAUCGCAAGAUCACCUUCAGACUGAAGCUACUGAAGGUGCUGGGGCCCUGGAGGUGAUCCAGCGCUUAGGCAUCUCUGCCGAAAACCUUUUGGUAGCUCCUGCCACGCCACCCAUGCCGAAGGCCACCGCAGCUCCAAGGACCCCACCACUAGCGCCUGAAGGGCUGAAGUCAUCACUCUUUGAUCAGUUCAUGACUGCUCCAGUCACACCUCCCAGGGCACGAGAUCCAAAGUCGCCCAAGUCCAAACGAGCGAUUGGAGCCAGCCCUCAAGUUAUCCCGACCUCUGACUCCGAUUGGUCUGAGAACGUCGCGGAGAAGGAUGUGACCAUGUUUGCCAGUUCGUUAGAGGAACUGGUGCAACAGAGUCCAACUAUUCCGGUGAAGGUGCAGCAAGAUGACGAUGGACUCAGACAGGCUUUAGUGAAAGCUCUUCUCAGCCUCAGCUCGCAGCUUGGCUGA